Molecule: messenger RNA, 3622 nt
Organism: Hibiscus syriacus
Lineage: Eukaryota; Viridiplantae; Streptophyta; Magnoliopsida; Malvales; Malvaceae
Product: 26S proteasome non-ATPase regulatory subunit 1 homolog A-like
Exons: 13
Coding region: 249-3248 (999 amino acids)
Biological process (GO): regulation of protein catabolic process; proteasome-mediated ubiquitin-dependent protein catabolic process
Cellular component (GO): proteasome storage granule; proteasome complex; nucleus
Molecular function (GO): enzyme regulator activity
Source: RefSeq, a predicted model, not a curated record
CAGAUUCAGAGGAAAACGACUUUGUUGCCCCAAAUCUAAGCAAACAUUUCUCAUUGUACUGCAUAUUUUCCCUGUCGUCGCUUCCUCGUCGGCGUUCGUCUCCGAAUAGUCGCCGGUUCUCAUUUGCCGAAGAAAUUCUAACGGCUAAACUCUCUAAUUUCACCAUCUCUUUUUCUUCUUUUCUUGACGAGGGAACUCCGAAAACUUAAAGAAAGAAAGGGUUUCUUUUAUUUCGUGAAAGAAUAGAAAUGGCGGCUGCUGCGGCCACCAUGGUCAGUUCGGCUGGAGGUUUACUGGCGAUGCUUAACGAGAGCCAUCCUCAGUUGAAAUAUCACGCACUUUCUAAUUUAAUUAGCUUCGUUGAUCAAUUUUGGCCCGAGAUCUCCACCAGCGUUCCUAUCAUAGAAAGCUUGUAUGAAGAUGAGGAGUUUGGCCAGCAUCAGAGACAACUUGCUGCUUUACUUGUCUCGAAGGUCUUUUAUUACUUGGGUGAACUCAAUGAUUCGUUGUCUUAUGCUCUUGGAGCUGGCCCCCUAUUUGAUGUUUCUGAGGAUUCUGAUUAUGUUCAUACUCUCCUUUCCAAGGCAAUAGAUGAGUAUGUCAGUCUUCGGUCAAAGGCAGCGGAAUCAAGUGAUGAAUCAGCAAAGGUUGACCCUAGGCUGGAGGCCAUUGUAGAGAGAAUGCUCGAUAAGUGUAUCGUGGAUGGAAAAUACCAACAAGCCACGGGGAUUGCAAUUGAGUGCCGGAGACUGGAUAAACUUGAGGAAGCAAUAACAAGGAGUGAUAAUGUUCUUCGUACUUUAGCAUAUUGUGUCAAUGCCUCUAUUUCGUUUGUGUAUCAUCGAGAGUAUCGGCAAGAGGUGCUUCGGCUUAUUGUUAAAGUUUAUGAAAAGCUUCCUUCUCCUGAUUAUUGGAGCAUUUGUCAGGGUCUUAUGUUCUUGUUUGAAGCUGAAAGUGUUGCAAAUAUAUUAGAGAAACUUCUUCGUUCUGAACGUAAUGAGGAUGCUCUUUUGGCUUUCCAAAUCGCAUUUGACCUUGUGGAGAAUGAGCACCAGGCUUUUCUCUUAAAUGUAAGAGAUAACCUUUCAGCUCCCAAAUAUCCGCCUUCAGAAUCUGUACAGCCAGGCUCCAGCAAUCCUCCUACUGCUCAAAAUGAAAAUUCUACUGCUUCAGAGGAUGUUCAGAUGACAAAUGAAUCUUCUGCUGUUCAUGAUGCUGAUCCUAAAGAAGUUAUGUAUGCCGAGAGACUGACAAAAAUCAAAGGAAUUUUGUCUGGAGAAACAUCCAUACAAUUGACUCUACAAUUCUUGUUCAGUCAUAACAAAUCCGACCUCUUGAUUUUGAAGACGAUAAAACAGUCGGUUGAAAUGAGGAAUAGUGUUUGUCACAGUGCCACAAUCUAUGCUAAUGCAAUAAUGCAUGCUGGAACAACUGUAGAUACAUUCCUGAGGGACAAUAUGGACUGGCUGAGUAGAGCCACCAAUUGGGCCAAAUUCAGUGUAACAGCUGGGCUUGGUGUUAUUCACAGAGGACAUCUGCAGCAGGGGAGGUCUCUGAUGGCUCCUUACCUGCCCCAAGGUGGGGCUGGUGGUGGGAGUCCGUACUCUGAAGGUGGGGCUCUAUAUGCUUUAGGUCUCAUUCAUGUCAACCACGGUGAAGGCAUCAAGCAAUUCCUUCGCGAUAGCCUAUGUGGGACUAAUGUUGAGGUCAUCCAACACGGUGCAUGCUUAGGUCUUGGUUUGGCUGCUCUUGGAACUGCUGAUGAAGAAAUUUAUGAUGAUAUCAAAAAUGUGCUUUAUACUGACAGUGCUGUUGCUGGUGAAGCUGCUGGCAUCAGUAUGGGUUUGCUUUUGGUUGGAACUGCUAGUGAGAAAGCAAGUGAGAUGCUUGCUUAUGCGCAUGAGACACAACAUGAGAAAAUUAUCAGGGGUUUAGCAUUAGGGAUAGCUCUUACAGUUUAUGGAAUGGAAGAAGAAGCAGAUACAUUAAUCGAGCAGAUGACUCGGGAUCAAGAUCCUAUACUACGUUAUGGUGGUAUGUAUGCUCUAGCAUUGGCCUAUGCGGGAACUGCUAACAACAAAGCCAUUCGCCAGCUGCUGCACUUUGCUGUAUCAGAUGUGAGUGAUGAUGCUAGGAGAACUGCUGUCUUAGCUCUGGGAUUUAUCCUUUACUCACAGCCACAGCUGACUCCUCGAAUUGUCUCCUUACUAUCGGAGUCAUACAACCCACAUGUUAGAUACGGUGCGGCACUUGCAGUGGGCAUUUCAUGUGCUGGAACAGGAUUAAGAGAGGCCAUAACAUUGCUAGAACCAUUAACAUCAGAUGUCGUUGACUUUGUUCGUCAAGGGGCCCUAAUUGCAAUGGCUAUGGUCAUGGUCCAGAUCAAUGAAGCCAGUGAUUCUCGUGUCGGAACAUUCAGGCGACAAUUAGAAAAGAUAAUACUUGGUAAACAUGAAGACACAAUGAGCAAGAUGGGAGCAAUCCUGGCCUCUGGGAUCCUUGAUGCUGGUGGGAGGAACGUAACCAUAAGAUUGCUUUCCAAGAGAAAGCAUGACAAAGUCACUGCGGUUGUUGGUCUUGCAGUUUUUAGCCAGUUUUGGUAUUGGUAUCCCCUAAUUUAUUUUGUAAGCUUGUCUUUUUCACCCACAGCUUUGAUUGGACUGAACUACGACCUGAAGGUUCCAAAAUUUGAGUUCUUAUCGCUUGCAAAACCUUCGCUUUUUGAGUAUCCAAAGCCAACUACUGUGCCCACAACUACAUCUGCUGUUAAACUUCCAACUGCUGUCCUAUCAACUUCGGCAAAGGCUAAAGCUAGGGCUAAGAAAGAGGCAGAACAAAAGGCAAAUGCUGAGAAAUCAACUGGAGCCGAGUCCUCCUCUGCUGCUGGAAAUACCAGAAAAGGGAAAUUACCUAGUGAGAAGGAUGGGGAAGCCAUGCAGGUUGAUAGCCCUCCGGAGAAGAAAUCUGAGCCUGAGCCAUCAUGUGAGAUUCUGACCAACCCAGCAAGAGUGGUUCUUGCUCAGGAGAAGUUCAUCAGGUUUUUUCGAGACAGCCGAUACGUGCCCGUGAAGUCGGCACGAUCCGGGUUCGUUCUUCUAAGAGACCUACUCCCCAAUGAACCGGAGGUGCUCUCUCUAACAGAUUCACCCACAUCCACAUCAUCCCCAGCAGGUGGAUCAGCUGCUGCUGCAGGACAACAGAGUUCUUCAUCAGCCAUGGCCAGCGAUGAUGAAUCUCAGCCACCUUAGGCAUUCGAGUACACAUCCUGAUUUUUACCGGAUCCCGGAACUGAAACAGGGCCAACAAUACUUUUGUACAUGAAUGGUAUUUCACAUUAUAGCUCUCUAACAUAGAGUGAAAAACUAGAACAUUUUCUCAUUUCACGUCCUCCGCUUAGGGAGCUUCCGAGCAUUCCCCCGAGAUCUUAUUCGGUUCUGCUAGGGUUGUCUUGAUUUUCCUUUUCAGGCAUGAAUUUGCAUGUUGAAGGAUUCUGUUCCCAUUGUUGAUUGUUCCCCUUUAUCUUGUGUUUUUAGACCUUUGGAAAGAUAGUUGUAUACGUACAUGAACGAACAAUGAUCAUUUCAAAUUUAAAUUUCAGCAAGCAUUUAGGCCUUGAGAUGCA